Molecule: messenger RNA, 1449 nt
Organism: Antrostomus carolinensis (chuck-will's-widow)
Lineage: Eukaryota; Metazoa; Chordata; Aves; Caprimulgiformes; Caprimulgidae
Gene: CCKAR
Product: cholecystokinin A receptor
Exons: 5
Coding region: 160-1449 (429 amino acids)
Biological process (GO): neuropeptide signaling pathway
Cellular component (GO): plasma membrane
Molecular function (GO): neuropeptide receptor activity; cholecystokinin receptor activity
Source: RefSeq, a predicted model, not a curated record
GUUCCUGACAGGGAGUUAGAAAAGCUUGCUUGCACAACUGCCUCUCUCCUAUUUCUCCUGGAGAUUUCAUUCAGAAAUGCAUUUGUUUGCUGAAGGAAUGGGUAGAUAGUUACAAACCCACCCUCUUCUUCAUCAAAGCUAACCUGCGGCUACUGAAGAAUGGAAAUAGCUGAUGCUAGCUUCCUUGGGAACAGUACCAAUAUUACUGCUUUCCUGUGCGAUAUCAUCUUGGAAAAUGACACUUUUUUCUGUGUAGAUGAUCCACCUUAUCCUUCUAAAGAUUUUCAUCAGAUAAUUCGGAUUCUGCUGUAUUGUUUGAUAUUUCUGCUCAGCAUUCUGGGGAACCUUCUGGUAAUUACAGUGCUGAUAAGAAACAAGCGGAUGAGAACAGUCACCAAUACAUUUCUGCUGUCACUAGCAGUCAGCGACCUGAUGCUCUGCCUUUUCUGCAUGCCAUUCACCCUCAUUCCCAACCUGCUGAAAGAUUUUAUUUUUGGUAGCGCUGUUUGCAAAACGGCCACUUAUUUCAUGGGUGUCUCUGUAAGUGUUUCUACAUUCAACCUGGUUGCCAUAUCUUUGGAAAGAUACAGUGCAAUUUGCAAACCUCUUCAGUCCAGGGUCUGGCAGACAAAAUCUCAUGCCUUGAAAGUGAUUGCUGCUACUUGGUGUGUUUCCUUUAUUAUCAUGUCACCGUACCCAAUUUACAGCAAACUGGUACCUUUUACCAAGUAUAACAACACCACAGCAAACAUGUGUCGGCUCCUUUGGCCAAGCGAUGUCAUUCAGCAGUCUUGGUACACUCUCCUGCUACUCAUACUCUUUCUUAUACCUGGGAUUAUAAUGAUGGUUGCGUAUGGCCUAAUUUCUUUGGAACUCUACAGAGGAAUAAAAUUUGAUGCCAGCCAGAGAAAACCUUCACGAGAAAGAAAAAUAAGCACCGGCAGCGCCAAAUACGAGGAUGGAGAUGGAUGCUACCUCAACAAAACCAAAAGAAAAAGGAAAAUGCCAUUGCAACAGCUCUCUGCUACUAGCCACAGCAAAAUAGACAGGGUGAGAAGCAGCAGCUCUUCUGCCAACUUAAUGGCCAAGAAACUCGUCAUCCGCAUGUUGAUGGUGAUAGUGAUUUUGUUUUUCCUUUGCUGGACUCCCAUCUUCAGUGUCAAUGCCUGGCGUGCGUUUGACACCACUUCAGCAGACCAGCGUCUCUCAGGAGCCCCUAUCUCCUUUAUCCACUUGUUGUCCUACACUUCUGCCUGUGUGAACCCAAUCAUAUACUGCUUUAUGAACAAGCGUUUCCGUAUGGGUUUCCUGGCCACUUUCACCUGCUGUGCUAAGCAGAAGUCCCCUGCAAUACGGGAAGAGGUAGGUGAUGAAGAGGAGGGGAAGACCACAGGGGCUUCACUCUCCAAAUGUUCUUACACGCACGUGAAUGCAUCUGCACCCCCCUAA